Molecule: messenger RNA, 1600 nt
Organism: Physella acuta
Lineage: Eukaryota; Metazoa; Mollusca; Gastropoda; Physidae
Product: ubiquitin-conjugating enzyme E2 S
Source: RefSeq, a predicted model, not a curated record
GCCUUUAUUAAAUUUAUACAUUUGGAUUUUCAUCCUGUCAUGUCGGAUCACUAGUCUAGGUUUUGUAGUACAACUUGAAUGAUAUUGUGGUGGUACUACCAAUUUUGAUUUAAAAAUAGUGUAUGGAAUUAACUAAAGUCACAUCUUCUGAAUAGAUAUUACCCAAGUAAAUCUAGACUUCAGCAAGAUGUCAAACGUGUCAAAUGUUGAGAAUCUUUCACCACAAAUAAUUCGGCAAGUGACAAAAGAGAUUAGUGGUUUAUGUAGAAAUCCACCUGAAGGCAUCAAAGUAUUUAUGAAUGAUGAAGAUGUUACAGAUAUUCAAGCAACAAUUGAAGGUCCAUCUGGAACACCAUACGCAGGAGGCACUUUUCGCAUGAAAUUAGUUCUUGGUAACAAUUUUCCUACAGAACCCCCCAAGGCUUUUUUUCUCACAAAAAUUUUUCAUCCAAAUGUUUCAAGCAAUGGAGAAAUAUGUGUUAAUACACUUAAGAAAGAUUGGAAACCAGAAUUAGGAAUUAAACACAUUUUAUUGACUGUUAAAUGCUUGCUCAUUGUGCCUAAUCCUGAGUCUGCCUUGAAUGCAGAAGCUGGAAAGUUACUGCUAGAACAAUAUGAAGAUUAUUCCCAAAGAGCUAAAAUGUUUACAGAGAUCCAUGCUAAACCUCUCAGAGUAACAGAAGACAAUUGUUCUGAAGACAAAUCAGCAGAUGGACCUUUGGCAAAAAAGCAUGCAGGUGACAAAAAACUCCUUGACAAAAAGAAACGUGAUAAAAAGAAGACAUUAAAACGUUUGUGACCAAUACCUUUUUUCAAGCCUGACUUCAUUAUAUUUAUUCAUCACCCUCUAUACCAAAUCUCAAUGAACUGUUACACAGAAAUGUUUUAUUUUUUACAGUAAUUUCUCAGCUUGUGUUUUUAAAGGGACAAUAGUUUCAGUAGUAAAUGAUAAACCCAGCCAAUGAAACUGGUCUACAUAGAUUUUGUGUAUACUGUGAAGCAUCAUCAGUUUAUUUUUCAAAUGGCAAAGGUAGCCCAUUUUCUAUUCAUUUUAGAUGCACUAUGCCUGUUCAAUCUUAGUAAACAAUCCAACAAUUUUGUAUACAUUUGAAUCAGUAUGCUAAAUUCAAUCUAUUUUGUAGUCCAGAUGUUAAAUUUAAAAUCUUUGACUUAUUCUACUUAUUUUAUUUAAUAAGCCAUUUGAACCUUUAGAUAUGUAAGUUUCAUAGGUGUGUUUUUUCUUGAAGUUGCUUAACAUUUGAAUGAGUAAAAACUCAUUUAUGAAAUUUUAUUUUUGAUGUAAAUAGGAAAAAAAGGGUCUGAAACUUAUAACUUUUUCAGAUAGCUGAUUUCUUAUUUACAUUUCACUGUGUUAUUUAUUUGAAAUACUGUGCAUUUUUAUAGAAUUUAAAAUGAAGUGUUUUUAAUUUAUCAAAAUAAUGUACUACAGUGCUACUAAAUCUAAUAUAUUCAUUGAUACCUUAUGGCUGAACAGACAAUAGAGGGCAAAAUUAUGUUGAAUGUUUUGAGUGUCUGUCUGUGGCAGCUCUUUAUGUUCAUUUUAUGUCAAUAAAAACUGAGCAUGUAUGGAUUCGAAAAA